GCAAACCACUGUGCAGCUGGCAACAAACGUCAAUAGUCGCGUUUGGCAGCUCAUCUGACAGGUUCUGAUGAACGUGAAAGUCGUGGUGUAAAAUUUUCAGAUUUCCUACGCUAAUUUUGCAGCGAAAAAAAUGUCCAACACAACGCAUCGGUAUCGGUAUAAAAAUGUUGGCCUGGACUCCACAGAAAUGCGGCGCCGGCGGGAGGAGGAAGGAAUCCAGUUGCGAAAGCAGAAACGCGAACAACAGCUGAUUAAGCGCCGCAACGUCAACGUGGCUGACGAGAUCGAUCAGGAAGCAAUUCUUUCGGAUGAAACGACAUCGACCGACAACCGGUCGCUCAUACAGCCGGCCGUCAUCGAGGCACUGUACAGUGAAAACGUCGAGGAACAGCUGAUCGCCACACAGAAGUUCCGCCGGUUGCUCUCCAAAGAGCCGAACCCACCGAUCGAUAUGGUGAUCAAGCACAACAUCGUGCCACGGUUGGUACAGUUUUUGGGCAACUCGCAAAACUCUACGCUACAGUUCGAAGCUGCCUGGGCACUCACAAACAUCGCUUCCGGAACGUCAGAGCAAACGAGCGUAGUGAUAGCGGCCGGCGCCGUGCCAAUCUUUGUCGAUCUUAUGAAAAGCCCCCACGAGGAUGUGCAGGAACAGGCGAUCUGGGCGCUCGGUAACAUUGCCGGCGAUUCGCCCGAGUGUCGGGACUGUGUGCUGGAUCACGACGUGCUGGAACCUUUGCUUAGCGUAUUGAGUACCUCUCGCCGGCUAACACUAACGCGCAAUGCUGUCUGGGCCCUGUCCAACAUGUGCCGGGGCAAGAACCCGCCGCCCGACUUUUCGAAAGUCGAGAAAUGCCUUCCCAUCCUUUCGCAGCUAAUGUUUCACAACGAUGUGGAGGUGCUGGGUGAUGCUGUGUGGGCCGUUAGCUACCUGUCCGAUGGUUCCAACGACAACAUCCAGGCCGUCAUCGAUGCGGGCUGCUGUCGGCGUUUGAUCGAGCUUCUAUCGCAUAACCACAACAACGUGGUGUCCGCGGCGCUCCGUGCCGUCGGCAACAUCGUCACCGGCAACGACACCCAAACGCAGCUGAUCCUGAACUGCAAUGCCUUACCCUCGAUCCUGCAGCUGCUCAGCUCGCCGAAGGAGGCGGUCCGCAAGGAAGCGUGCUGGACCAUCUCGAACAUUGCGGCCGGCAACCGGAACCAGAUCCAGGCCGCGAUCGAUGCCAACAUCUUCCCGAGCAUCAUCGAGCUGCUGCAGAAGGCCGACUUUAAAACCCGAAAAGAGGCGGCCUGGGCCAUCACGAACGCGACCAGCGGUGGUACGGUUCAGCAAAUCAAGUAUCUGGUUGACGUCGGUUGCAUACCGCCCAUGUGCGAGCUGCUGACCGUGAUGGAUCCGAAAAUAAUUACCGUCGCACUGAACGGGCUGGAAAACAUUCUGAAGGUGGGCGAAGAACAGCGAACCAAACCGAACCCGUACGCCGUCAUGAUCGAAGAAUGUUACGGUCUCGACAAGCUGGAAUUUUUACAAUCGCACCAGAACAAUGAUAUUUACGAGAAGGCAUUUAGCAUAAUCCAAAAGUACUUUAGCAACGACGACGAGGAUCUGGCGGUGGCCCCGACCACGGAUAACAAUCAGUUUCAGUUCAACGCAGACCAGUCGGUGCCAAUGGAUGGGUUCCAGUUUUAAUGUCCCUCCCCCCCCCUCCCUUUCCCACUCCGCCCCAUUCUGUCUCUCUCCCUCUCUUUGGCUCUCCCUUUCUACACGUAAAAACACGUCGGCACACAUUUCGAAGGGCGUAGAUUAACAUCCCAAAACUGGACAAGAGACCGUAGAGGUGGAGAGGUUCAGAGGAGGGACAGUGGAUGCACGUGAUGCUCCCCACAAACCAACCAGACGAAUACAAAAACACAAAAACGCCCACGGUUCACUCACACACACACACACAUAUACCUACAAAACACCUUCGAAGCUCCCAUUUUCCUUUGCAGUGUUAAAGCACUGGCGUGGGAGAGUAGUUGGUAGUUUUACAAAUUAUAAAUAUAAUCGUGUAAAGUGAAAAAAACAAACAAAACAAUUAACGUUAAAACAGACACACGCAAAGGUCGUUACACGGCAGAGAAGAUAGUAGGGAUUACGAUAGCAUACGAGGCGCGCGCUAUCCAUGAUGAUGAUGAUGAUGAUGGAAGAAGGAAGCUUAUCUAAUUUAUUGUACAUCCCCCGGCCUUAACCUUGGUGAAUCCUUCCCUCUUAGGUCCUCUUUUCCCAUGCCCACCCCGUCCCUCCCCUGUUUUUUUUUGUACAUCUGACGCUUUGCAGAGAGACCGAUCUUCCAGUUGACCGAUCGACUCCGAAGGAAACCCACAGCAACUGUGUGGGAGAGAGCCGCUAAGAACAAUAGGACACGCGCCGUCUUUCCCAACUAAAAAAGCGAUAUAAGGAAACGCUCUGCGAUAGAUGCUGUAUGCUUAAAUUUAGAUCUUUUCUUAACUUAACUAAACAUCUGCCGUCUUUUUGCCUUGCCUGCCUAACCCUUUCUUAACGCUUGUUGCGUUUUUUUUUUAUGCGAGCAAACAACGAUCCUUGUUGCAGGUGGAUGCCUGAACAACCGAUUUGCUCUCAUGCUCUAAUAAGGACACCGUUUCAAAUUUAGUUAAUUUGUGACAUUUUUAAUCCAUUAUUAAUUAGGAAAUGGGAACAACAUUCUCCGUACUCAAACUCCAAGAACUACUCUUCGCUAUAGCGAGGAAUCAAGCAGGAAUUAAAAGGCAGCGGGCCUUUUUGAAUUGGCAGUUAGUUGGCACACGCGCGGUCAAUUGCUUUUGGAGGUCUGUUUUUUUUUUAGGGACGAUUAGUAAUCGUCGUUGGGGCGCCGGUCUUCACACUGCAGGGCCGGUCGGCAGUUCAAGGGUUCAACUCCCAUCCAGACCGCCUCCCCGCACGUAGGGCUUGACUACUUUACUACGGGUAAAAUUAAGUCACAGAAAGCCAGAAAUGGCAGGCCCGAGACCUCCGAGGUUGUAAUGCCAAGGAAGAAGAAAUCGUCGAAUUUUUUGCUCCAAAUUGGGGAGAAAGAUCGAUGGUGGUAGUGUGUUUGUGUGCACGACCGGAGGCUCUUUAUACCAAAAAGAGACACUUUGGACGAAGAGGAUUCUUCGAUUUAUAAUCAUUUUUUGGUAGAUUACUCUUCAAGGAUUCUGCGCUUCUUGAGGUGCAUCAUGCAAAGCAAAGUUUUUCCUCUGAGAGGACAUGGUGAAAAUGGUGUUUGUUCAAGGAAUGUGAAUUAAUUACAACUUGCUGGAAGGGCACCAAAUCUGUUAAUCUAUUGUCCAGUUGCCCAAUGGGAACUGUAUAUGAGCAUAUGAUCUUUUGGCUUGCUAUCUUCACAACCUCAGAGGAUUGGAUGGGUACCAUGAUGAUAGGGGCAGCUUGCCAGCAUAGGUACAAGAAUCGUUAUUAACCAUUUACUCUGAUUCUGGGAGGAAAAAUAAAAGCAGAUAGCAUUUUUUCGAGGAAACAUUAAACAAAGUCAUGGAAAUCUUGAAGUUAAAAGCUGGGGAAAUUGUGCAAUUUUUGCUUUUCCUAGGCUUAGUGAUCCUCUAAUGGAAUUUGGUUGUGCCUGUCGUAUAUCGGCGCACUAGACUUAUGAAUAUCCCGUAGUAUUCAUAUUCUGGAUAGUAAGUUCUGGCUACAGAGAAACCGGAAGUCCUGUUUCAUUACCAAUUACGACGUAUUAGUAUUUGUAGACUUCUGAAGGGCUGAAAUGCGCCUGUUUUGGGGUUUCUCUAGAGAGAGCGAGAGUAGUUCUUGGAUAGCUGAGAUUCAGAGUAUAAUGUGUUUUAUGGUGUCAACUUGAUGGCCGAAAAAUCAGGAACGAUAUAUAGGACGCUCCGGAGAGGAUGGUUAGGCCGACCUCUGUCUGCUUCGUAAGCUAUUUAAGACGAUCCUUAGUACUUCCGUUUCCUCUGUCCUUUUUUCUUGCUCUUGUUGUGCUCAUCGCUGACUCAUAGAUUCCUGGGUGCCGCACAAUAGACUGCCAUCCUGGCAAAAACCAGUGAACCCGGCGGGUAUCAGUUUCCGUUUUAUAUUAGCAUCAUGAUAAAAACCAAUCGAAACUCCCUACAGGAAGGAAAAAAAAAGCAGGUGGCAGGGGCUGGUUGGAAGAUACCCACUGUUUGCACCCAACCACACCCCCGGAUGCGCGUAUAGUGUGCGUGGAUGGCUGGCGGAAAACAAAAGGAGAACAAGAGCGCAGAGAGAAAAAAAACAAAACCAAACCUAAAUUAACAAUAAACUAUUCACCAUUUAUCUCUUGGAAA
Molecule: messenger RNA, 4323 nt
Organism: Anopheles stephensi (Asian malaria mosquito)
Lineage: Eukaryota; Metazoa; Arthropoda; Insecta; Diptera; Culicidae
Gene: Kap-alpha1
Product: importin subunit alpha-7
Exons: 8
Coding region: 131-1693 (520 amino acids)
Biological process (GO): NLS-bearing protein import into nucleus
Cellular component (GO): cytoplasm; nucleus; nucleoplasm
Molecular function (GO): nuclear import signal receptor activity; protein binding
Source: RefSeq, a predicted model, not a curated record